Messenger RNA from Paraphaeosphaeria sporulosa, 1772 nucleotides. Its product is annotated as peptidyl-prolyl cis-trans isomerase-like protein-like 2. Gene Ontology annotation, molecular function: peptidyl-prolyl cis-trans isomerase activity; ubiquitin-ubiquitin ligase activity. The record is from RefSeq and is a predicted model, not a curated record. The transcript has a single exon. Lineage: Eukaryota; Fungi; Ascomycota; Dothideomycetes; Pleosporales; Didymosphaeriaceae. Gene Ontology annotation, biological process: protein peptidyl-prolyl isomerization; protein polyubiquitination; protein folding. Gene Ontology annotation, cellular component: catalytic step 2 spliceosome. Bases 28 to 1710 code for a protein of 560 amino acids.
GGGCCCAUUCGACCAGACACGCUCACCAUGGGCAAAGGCACGGACAAGCUCUACAUCACGCACUCGGAGUGGUCCUCGAGCGACUCGUUUGCAAACUCGCGCGGCGCAAACCCCAACGCUGCGUCUUCGUCGGGCCUCUCGUCGACCUUCCGCCGGCUUCCCUACAACUACUGCGCCGUCUCGCUCCAGCCCUUCACCGACCCCGUGUGCACGCCCUCGGGCACCAUCUUCGACCUCACGCAUAUCCUCACGUGGCUCACCAAGCACCCCGACACGUCGCCCACCGACGGCAGCCCGCUCAAGCGCGCUGACCUGGUCACGCUGCACUUCACCAAGAACGAAGACAACGAAUAUGUCGAUCCCGUCACGUACAAGGUCUUCACCGACAACACGCACAUCGUCGCAUUGCGGCACGGGCAGGAGGCGAAUGUGUUCGCGUGGGAUACCGUGGAGCGGCUGAACAUCAAGGCGAAGAAUUGGAGGGACCUGGUCAGCGAUGACGAGUUCACGCGGAAAGACAUCAUCACACUGCAGGAUCCGCAGAACAUCGAGAGUCGCGACUUUGGAAAGUACAAGAGCGUCAUCGACGGCGAGACGGUGGUGCCUGGGUCCGAAAGCAGCGUCAACACCGGCGCGCUGGGCAACGCGGCCAAGAUACUCAAGGCGAAGGAAGCAGUCGCAAAGGCGCGAGCAGAGCGGCAGGCGAAAGCGCAGGGCAAGACCACAACCGGCGCCCUCGCACCCACCUCGAAGAACGGCACCGCCGCGCAGUCCUCCACGACACAGAAGAAACCCGCCUACAAUGCCGCCGUCUACACCUCCGGCAAGGCCGCCGCAUCCUUCACCUCCACGGGCGUGACCCCACAUACUUCUGCCGAGCGCGCCCUCCUCUCUGACGAAGACUACAUGCUGCGCCCCAAGCGCGUCAAGCACAAAGGCUACGCGCGCAUGUCCACCUCCCUCGGCGACCUAAACCUCGAGCUGCUCCCGGAAUUCGCGCCCCGCGCUGUCUGGAAUUUCGUCCAGCUCGCCAAGAAAGGCUACUACCGCAACACCAUCUUCCACCGCAACAUCAAGGGCUUCAUGAUCCAGGGCGGCGACCCCACCGGCACAGGGCGCGGUGGGCAGAGCGUCUGGGGCAAGCCGUUUGAAGACGAGUUUGAUGGGCCGGAACGGCAUAACGUGAGGGGUGUGCUGAGCAUGGCGAAUAAGGGGAAGAACACGAACACCAGCCAGUUCUUCAUCACGUACCGCGCGGUCCCGCAUCUCGACCGCAAGCACACGGUCUUUGCGCGCGUUGUCGGCGGGCUCGACACCACGCUCAAGGCGAUGGAGCUCGCGCCCACAGGCGAAAAGGAUCGGCCGGAAGAAGACAUCGAGAUUAUGGAUGUCGUGGUCUUCGUAGAUCCGUUCGAGGAGUGGGCCAAGGAGCGCAAGGAGAAGGAACAGAAGGACAUCGAUGACGAGGAGAUACGCAAGCAGGGCGGCACCGCGGACGACAAGACGACGUGGACGGGCAAGCGGAUACGGGCUGACGGCAAAGUGGACGAGGCGAGCGGCGAGGGAGCGGGUAUCGGGAAGUAUCUCAAGGCUGCGAGGCAGGAGACCAAGGACGAGGACGAGAUUGUAGGAUUUGUCCAAGACGAGGAACCACCGCCGCCCAAAAAGAAGGCGCGGACUGGCGGGUUUGGGAAUUUCGAUGCUUGGUAGGCUCGUCAGAAGCGCUUUGAUUCUUUGUAGAAUAUAUGUGAUACCCAAUUACAGCAGCAGGG